CAGACUCAUCGGAUUUGAAAUGUGUCUGGCACAAUAAUAAAUUUGAAAAGAAAUAGAAAUUGAAAAAAAAAUAUGGAAAAAUGUCAAGAAAUGGACGUUGAUGAGGACGUUUUUGAUUUUCUACCAUCAGUUCUACGAAAGUAUAUGAUUUACCAUUGUCGAAUUUAUACGAAUGCACAGCAUUUUAGUGAUUUUAUCAUAACCGGCGGUCAAGAUGCAGUUUUGUACGAAGUCAAUGGAAAAAAUAUUCUGUCUUCAUUUCAUCUAAGUGAUACAAUUUUCAAAGAUAUUGUGCUACCAAAAUCGAUGAUGACAAAUCAAACGCCGAAUAUUUUAUUCAAUGCAUACUAUUCGUAUAAGAAAAAAGAGAAAGAACAAUUUUUAUUUUUGCGCAUUGAUCAUGGUCUAAUUGUACUUGGAAGAGCCAAUCAACAACUCAUAGUUCACCGCCAAUUCUCAAAUAUUAGCAAUUAUUUAAUCCACGACAAAAAUUGUACCGGCGAACCAAGUGUAGAGGUUAUUUAUCGAAAUGGGCCAUCCGAAGAGUUUGAAUUAAUUUCAUUGAGCUAUUCGAGCAAAGGUAUUGAUCUUCGUUUAAUGAUCGAUGGUGAACAGUAUUUUGAGAAAAUCACACAAGAGUUGGAAGACCGUGUUGCAAAAGAAAGUUCCAAUUUGGCUAACAUAAACAUACAAAUUCAAAAGGAGUCAGAUGCAUUGCAUACAUAUCAGCAAACUGUUGAGCAAAAUUCCGAGAAUUUUGGAAUUUUAUCAAGAUAUGGUGACUAUUGGAUACGAAAUGUAAAUGGUCAGAUUCUGAUUGGCAUACCAGUCAUCAAUUCCUCGACGAAUAAAAAUCUGGUUGAACGAAUUCGAGGGUCGGUGUUUGUAUCAAAUCAGCCGCAAUUCGUCUACACACACAAACUGUAUACAUUUCAAACAGAGAAUGCGUCCAUUGAACCGUUAAAAUUGCAAGAGAUUUGCGAACAAUUCAACGAACCAAAUGAUUAUGAUUCUGAACCAUCCGAUGACAAACCGACAGAUUUGAUUUUCAACCAUGAAUGGAUUCAUCAAAAGCAGCAUGUACUUUAUCCGGACAAGGCAGCCGUCAUUAUUAUCACAAUGGACUUGAAUGAAUUUACGAUAGCUUCAAAAGGCUAUGACUAUGACAUAUUUUUGAUAUAUAACGUAUUUUUGGAAAGUGGCUUAUGGAAGGAGUUUCAAACACACAUUACCACUGUUAACAUCGAUGCAGAUAUUUUUCAUGAUAAACGAUAUUUUGUCAAUUUUGAUACGACAAAUUUGUUUCGAGAUCUGUUGGCUGUGAUUGCGACAAGCGAACGACAGAUGUUUCGCAUUAAUUUUAAUGAUGACACACUGAUGAUGCAAUUAACUGAAUUCCUAUUGAGACGCCUUUCGUUCGAUAAUAUUUCAACCGCUGUCAGCAUUGAUGAUAAUUAUCAUCAAUUUACGUUAUCACAAAAUUUGUCAUCAGCAUUGUCAUCCGGCCAUUUUGAAGAAGACCAUCAAAUACUUUAUUGUCCACAAGAUGGAUAUUGGUAUGGUAUGCUAAUUCGCAUUCGGAACUUUACAAAUGCAGUAAAAAGUGUCGAUUCAAGCAAUACCUAUGAAAUUAAAUUAUACAAUAGGGAUUUGACUAAGAUACAAAACUUAAUUGCAACAUUUCACAAUGAAUUUGGUCGAAAAAUCGUAAUCGAACCAUUACAUUGCCCAAAUCGUCAAUCUUCACUGGAGCUCGAACUUCGGCAUCAAUUGCGUGAUGAAUACAAUGCACUGGAUGAAUUAUCGCGUCACAUAAAAUUCAAAACGAACAAAGUGAACAAACUCUAUAACAAAUUCAUCACGUCUCAAUAUCGUACCGAUGCCAUUUGGACCGAUUUAAUUCAUAAAUGAAACUAAAUCAUUCAAUGAUUUUCGUACUUCAAAUUUCUUUUAUUUUAUUAUUGUUAUUACUUCUUUUUUGUUUGUUUUCAUUCAUUUUUUCCCUUUUGAUUGUUUGCAGCAAUAAAAGUUUUAAAGCCCCAAAACGAUCAACGUUAAA
Molecule: messenger RNA, 2059 nt
Organism: Contarinia nasturtii (swede midge)
Lineage: Eukaryota; Metazoa; Arthropoda; Insecta; Diptera; Cecidomyiidae
Exons: 9
Coding region: 73-1911 (612 amino acids)
Source: RefSeq, a predicted model, not a curated record